GAAAAAUGUUUUCAACAUUUCAUGUUUUCAAAUUAAAGCGUUGAAAAUAUCCUUCAAUUGAAAUCAUUUCAAGAAAAACCUUAAAGCAAAGCAGACGCAAAAAAAGAACAAAAUGGAUUUUAGAAUUCUCUUUGUCUUUUCAUUGUUUGUUAGUUUCAACUCUGCAAAAUUAUUUAUUAAUCCUUAUCCUUCAUUUAAAUCACAUCAAGUUAGUUCCAGUGAAUUUGAUGAUGAUGGUGCAUUGUUUAUUACGCCGCUUCUUGAAAGUGGAAAGAAAGUUGAAGAAAUUCAGAAAAUGGCUGCAAUAGAUCUUCCAGAUUUGAAAGACUUUCCUGGCUACAGUGGAUUCAUAACAGUGAAUAAGACAACAAAUUCAAAUAUGUUUUUCUGGUAUUUCCCUGCUGCAUCAGAUUCUGCAAACGCUCCAGUCGUACUAUGGCUUCAAGGUGGUCCUGGAGCAAGUUCACUCUUUGGAUUAUUUACAGAAAACGGUCCAUUUGAAGUGACAUCUUCGGGAAAAGUGAUAGCACGUAAAUAUUCAUGGCAUUUAAACCACAAUUUACUUUAUAUCGAUAACCCGGUUGGCACUGGGUUCAGCUUUGUUGAUAAGGAUGAAGGCUAUGCAAAGAAUGAAGUCGAUGUAGGGAAUGAUCUUUAUCAUGCACUUCUUCAAUUCUUCACUCUCUUCCCAAACCUUCAAAACAACAAAUUUUAUGUAACUGGCGAGAGUUAUGCUGGAAAAUAUGUGCCAGCUGUUUCCCAUACCAUUCAUAAGAAUAACGGAGGAGCCAAAUUGAAGAUUAAUCUGAAAGGUCUUGCAAUAGGAAAUGGAUUAAGUGAUCCGCUUCAUCAACUUGUCUAUGGUGAUUAUCUUUAUCAAUUGGGUUUGAUUGAUUCAAAUGGUCGCGACUUGUUCCAUUUGUACGAGAAAAAAGGAAAACAAUGCAUCGUGAAGAAAGAUUUUAAUUGUGCAUUUGAAGUAUUUGAUGCACUUAUUAAUAUGGACCAGUUGCCAUCAGGAUCAUUGUUUAAAAACAUGACUGGCUUCUCAACAUAUUUCAAUUAUCUGCAACAAGAAGACGACGGGGCUGAUCUUCCUAUGGGAGAGUUCUUGAAACGAGUCGAUGUUCGUAAAGCUCUUCAUGUUGGAAAUUUAACGUUUCAUGGAUUGGACGGAGAACCUAAUAAAGUUGAAGAACAUUUAAAACUUGAUGUCAUGAAUUCGGUCGCACCAUAUUUAAGUGAAUUGUUGGCACAUUAUCGCGUUUGUAUUUACAAUGGACAACUUGAUGUUAUCGUAGCGUAUCCUUUAACAAUCAACUACUUGAAAAAACUUCCAUUCGAACACUCACAAGAUUACAAAAAAGCUCCACGUUACAUUUGGCGUGUUGGAAAAGACAUUGCAGGCUUUGUUCAUGAAGCUGGAAAUCUUGUUGAAGUUCUUGUACGUAAUGCUGGCCACAUGGUUCCACAUGAUCAACCAAAGUGGGCUUACGACAUGAUUACACGAUUUACUCAAGGGAAAAGCUUUUAUUAAAAAUAUUAUUGAAAUUUUAUAAAUGAAUACUCACAAAUGAAGCAAGAAAAUUAGAUAAUUAAAGUUUAUUAAAUAAAGCGUUCUAUUAUUCCCCGUUAAAUCAAUAUCAGAAAUAUAAAUUUUUUGCACAUUAGUUAGUUAAAUUCUGCUGUUUAGUAAUAAACUUUGCUGAAAGUGUUUGUCAAAAUUAGAACUUGUGUUGCUUCCUCGAUUGCUUCUCGGUUCAUUAUUUGUUCUUCUCCUAA
Messenger RNA from Clunio marinus, 1782 nucleotides. NCBI's taxonomy places the organism in Eukaryota, Metazoa, Arthropoda, Insecta, Diptera, Chironomidae. The record is from the annotation of a GenBank genome assembly.